Dunckerocampus dactyliophorus (ringed pipefish) is the source of this 1218-nucleotide messenger RNA. RefSeq names its product tropomyosin 3 (gene tpm3). Gene Ontology annotation, biological process: actin filament organization; muscle contraction. The transcript has 10 exons. The record is from RefSeq and is a predicted model, not a curated record. Gene Ontology annotation, cellular component: actin filament. Bases 119 to 973 code for a protein of 284 amino acids. Gene Ontology annotation, molecular function: actin filament binding. NCBI's taxonomy places the organism in Eukaryota, Metazoa, Chordata, Actinopteri, Syngnathiformes, Syngnathidae.
AGGCUCGCCUUCCAUCUCGGUCAGAGUUUGGUGUCUCAUCCACAUCGCCAGGCCGUCCGUCCGUCCGUCCUCAUCUCGUCGUCGUUCUUGUUCCAAAAAAGAAGAAGCAUCCGCCAAAAUGGAGGCCAUCAAGAAGAAGAUGCUCAUGCUCAAGCUGGACAAGGAGAACGCUCUGGACCAGGCGGAGCAGGCAGAGGCGGACAAGAAAGCGGCAGAGGAUAGAAGCAAACAGCAUGAGGACGAGCUCCUGCAGAUGCAAAAGAAGCUGAAGGGGACAGAGGACGAGCUGGACAAAUACUCCGAGGCACUGAAGGAUGCUCAGGAGAAGCUGGAGGUGGCCGACAAGAAGGCCGCUGACGCGGAGGCGGAGGUGGCCUCCCUGAACAGGCGCAUCCAGCUAGUGGAGGAAGAGUUGGACCGAGCUCAGGAGAGGCUGGCAACCGCUCUACAGAAGCUGGAGGAGGCCGAGAAGGCGGCCGACGAGAGCGAGAGAGGCAUGAAGGUGAUCGAGAACAGGGCUCUCAAAGACGAGGAGAAGAUGGAACUCCAGGAGAUCCAGCUGAAGGAGGCCAAGCACAUCGCAGAGGAUUCCGACCGCAAGUACGAAGAGGUGGCUCGUAAGCUGGUGAUCGUGGAAGGGGAGCUGGAGCGCACAGAAGAGAGGGCCGAGCUGGCUGAGGCAAAAUGCGCAGAGCUUGAGGAGGAACUGAAGAACGUUACCAAUAACCUGAAGUCCCUGGAGGCACAGGCUGAGAAGUACUCUCAGAAGGAGGACAAAUACGAGGAAGAGAUCAAGAUUUUGACAGACAAGCUGAAAGAGGCUGAGACCAGAGCGGAGUUUGCUGAGAGGUCUGUGGCCAAACUGGAGAAGACUAUUGAUGAUCUGGAAGAUGAGCUUUAUGCACAGAAACUCAAAUACAAAGCCAUCAGCGAGGAACUGGACCACGCGCUCAAUGACAUGACCUCCAUCUAAACACCCCUGGAAGCCCUGCCCGCUCCUAACACUCUCUCUCGGCUCAAAUCUGACCCCUUCCUCUCUCCUCUUCCUCCAUUCCUCAACAACUGUCGGAUGUAUGUUGUUUACAGCACUUUCACACCUUUUCACAUCCGAUCUGUUCACAACAAGCAGCAGCAAAUUAGGUGCAAAUCAACCCUUUAGUUGUACUACUUUGUGUUCUUUAAAAAUGUUUAAACAGGGGAAGAAAUGCUCAUGGUAAA